AGGGGCGGCGAGCGCUCCGGGGCGCGUUCUUUCCUUGUCGAUUUCGCGGAGGAGCGAUGGCGGUGCCAGGCGCGUCGGGGAGGAUGCCGGAGCCGCUGGGGCGCCUCUCGUUAGGACCGACCUUGCUGGUCCUCCAGCUCCUCUUCGCGGGGCUGCCGAGCCCGGCUGGAGCCAGCCAGCUCUCCAAGUGGGAACUGUCGGUGCCCAUGGGGAAGAAAUUUUUUCACUUUGGAAAGAUUCUCUUUAGGAACACUACAAUUUUCCUAAAGUUUAAUGGCAAUGAAAGUGCAUGUGAUCCUUCUCAAAGUUACACUGUAAGCUGGUACUUAAGAUACUCCUAUUGCUACAAUGAGGUCUUCAAUUUUGGGGAUGAACAGGCAAAACUAUAUUUUCAGAGCACUUCAGUACAACAUCCAGGUUGGUCAGGAUACUACGCUAUGUCUGAACUCUACUUCCCCAACUGUAGUGAGCUCUUCAGACCACAGAAUUUCUACAAUGAAUUUGUUCAUCCAGUCCUCUUAGGCAGUAAAGAGGAUAGGAAAGAGAAUGGAACAAACACUACUACACUAGCAGAGAAUUUUGCAAUGAAUGCUGUAAUGCAAACAUGGCAAGAUGGGCCAUAUAUCUUUAUUGUAAAGGUUGAUAUUUCAUCUUCAAAGGAUGGAGUGAAUAUUAAAGGAAUAAAUGACGAAUUGCCAAAUGUUGUGGCUUCUUCUGAUGAGCCAAAAGCACCAUUUACCAUGACUGUGGAAGUAAUUGGACCAUAUGAAUACCUUUCUCUAGCAGAUUAUCCUGUUAUGAUAUUCUUCAUGGUGAUGUGUAUUGUAUAUGUGUUGUUUGGUGUCCUGUGGUUUGCAUGGUCAGCCUGCUACUGGCGGGACCUCUUAAGGAUACAGUUUUGGAUUGGUACAGUUAUCUUACUUGGAAUGUUGGAGAAAGCUGUGUUCUACGCAGAAUUCCAGAAUAUUCGCUAUACAGGAAAAUCUGUCCGAGGGGCGCUGAUCCUGGCUGAGCUACUUUCAGCACUGAAACGUUCCCUUGCCCGAAUUCUUGUUAUCAUAGUGAGUCUGGGAUAUGGCAUAGUGAAACCUCGCCUAGGAGUCACUCUUCAUAAAGUAAUUGCAGCUGGAGCCCUUUAUUUAUUAUUUUCUGGUGUGGAAGGUGUCCUCAGAGUCACUGGGUCUUUCCAUGGUGCUACAGCUGUUGUAGCUAGGUUUGGACUGUCUAUCAUUGAUUCCUGUAUUAUUUAUUGGAUAUUUAUCAGUUUAACUCAAACAAUGAAAUUGCUGAAACUUAGGAGGAAUGUUGUGAAGCUCUCCCUUUAUUGGCAUUUCACCAACAUACUCAUCUUGGCAAUAGCAGCAUCUGUUAUUUUUAUCAUCUGGACAACUUUGAAAUUCAGACUGGUGGAUUGUCAGUCGGAUUGGCAGGAGCUAUGGGUUGAUGAUGCCAUCUGGCGGCUGUUAUUCUCAAUGAUUCUUUUUGUCAUCAUGAUUCUUUGGAGGCCAUCUGCCAACAACCAGCGGUUUGCUUUUUCACCAUUGUCUGAAGAAGAUGAGGAGGAUGAACAGAAAGAGCCAAUGCUGAAAGAGAGCUUUGGGAUGAAAAUGAGAACUUCAAAACAAGAAUCAAAUGGAAAUCCUAAAACCAACAAAGCACAAGAAGAUGAUUUGAAAUGGGUAGAAGAGAAUGUUCCUUCUUCUGUGACUGAUGUGGUUCUGCCAGCACUACUGGAUUCAGAUGAGGAGAGAAUGAUCACACACUUUGAAAGAUCCAAAAUGGAAUGAAAGAUGAAACAACUUGCAGGAGAAGCUAUCUUAGUGUUCCAGAAAGGAAGAAACCUUGUCUCCCUUGCAACGUUCCAGUGCUGUUUUCUCUGAUAUGUUCCAGGAACUUUGGAACUAUAGAUUGUUGUCAGAGGGAAAUUUUUGUGGGGUCAGCAUGGAGGGAAUCUCAGUCAUGAAACGAUUUGCAUUUGCACUGUUUGCUGCCAGUGAGGUAUUUAAACCAUGGAAAUGUCUUUUAUUGCAGCAAAUUCUUUUAAAGUAUUUAAGUUAAAACUCAUUAACAAUUGGCCGAGCAACUUUUAAUUCAACACUAGAUCUAAAUCCCCAGAUUUAACUGUAACGGGGUGGGAGAAAAUAGGAAGUUUCUCCAAACGGGUGAGGGUGAUUGACGUGCAGAAGUUUCUUCAAAGAAGCCAAAAGUGACCUCUGCUUGUAGAUAAUUUCCAGCACAGUGUAUUUGGUAAGAUGCUGCACAUAGUAACUCCAGUAUCCAAGACCUGGGACUGUAAAUGGAGGUUUGAUUCAUAUCCCUAUCUACUUCCCUUGGAGGACUUACACUGUCAGAGCUGACAGAAUCAUUUACCAUCUGUGAAAGUGCUUUGUGUACAGAAACAAGUAUGCAACAUCCUGCUAUGUGCGAGAAAUCUGUGAAUCAGGAUCAGUGCCUUUUCUCUUAGAUUCAGUAGCUAUUGUCUGAAGAUUCUGCUGUUUGGUUAGGAAAAAGAAGAGAGUUUUUGAAGGAAAGCUUUUGCCUAUGGAAAACACAAACUCCAAAAGAAGUAUUUGGGAGAAAUUAUGAUGCUUAAUAUUUUAGCAAAAUUAAGUGCACUUUUUUUUCAUUCCACGGUGUAGAAAAAAAUAUUUUCCAUUUAAUGUACUUACAAGCAGUGAUUACUUAAUUCCCAGUUUGUUGCUAUCUCAUUGCUGGCAAUGAGAUGUGAGCGUGAGCUGUUAACUAUUUGAACUGGAACAGUAAUUGAAUGAAAACACCAUUGAACAUCACAGAACUUACCAACUAUCCCUGACUAUUUCCAUGUUGAAAAUAUUUAUGCUAGGUUUACCUAGCCCAGACAGAUUUGAGAUACUAGAUUUGCUUGGGUAUGAUCUAUGUAAAAAGUAGUCAUAAACUGGAAGUAUUCCUUUUUGCAAUUCUUGAACAGGCCUUGUGUUAAAUGGCAUUCUUGAUUGCUCCCAGUGCUCCAGCUGGUGCAGUGGGGCUGAUAUUCCCCCCCCCAUACAUCAGCCUUUUAAAACUCUUGAUGUACCAUUCCUCUGAAGCCCAAUGAGAUAUUUAAAAUAGCUACUUACAGCCAUCCGUUCACUGCUUCUAGGUAAAACCAUAGCCAAGGCUCACAGAAGAAGAGAUCAUUCUCAAUUGUUCCUUCAGAUCUGGAGCUGGCUGCAAUGCACAGUAAAAAUGCAGACCAUAAAGUGGCAGCUCAGUCCUCAAGUCACUUUAACCAAAGGCCAAAAGGAUCUUGUUACAGUCUCAGUAGCUCCAUAGCUUCCACAGUUCUACAUCCUACCUCCCCUCCAACCAUAAUCUGCACCAAGAGACAUUUUUAACUAUACACUUGUCUAAUUAUAUUUAGAUAAUUCAAAUAUUUAAGAGGGUUUUUGUUUGUUUGUUUGUUUUUAAAGAAACUACCAGGAAAACUGAGCCUGUUACUGGGAGAAUAAACAGGUCUUGCAACAGAAACAAAUUCAGGUUAACCUAAUGACAAAUACUCUUCUGCAAUAACUUAUGCAAGUAUGUGUGUUGGACCUUUCUUUCCAGUUGCCUAGAGGAGUGGGAGAGAAGGUAGAUUUUUUUUUAAAAUUUAAAUUGUGUUUUUCUAAGUUUAAUGCCAAAACACAAGUCUUACAGAUAUUUGAGUCAUUUCUUCUGGAAAAACUGGAAUUGGGUUUUCACAUGGAAUUUACUACUGGCUUAAUUCUGCUUCCCAGACGUGUUUUAGUUGUACUUACAGUGUAUAAGUGGUUUGGUAAAUAGGGCGUCCUCUGUCUUACAGGAACUUUUUCAUUUGAUUCAAUCUGAAUUAGCAGAUUUAUGUUCUGUAUAAUAAAAUUGUUUUUUUG
Messenger RNA from Candoia aspera, 3866 nucleotides. RefSeq names its product transmembrane protein 87A (gene TMEM87A). NCBI's taxonomy places the organism in Eukaryota, Metazoa, Chordata, Lepidosauria, Squamata, Candoiidae. The coding region runs from base 57 to 1787 and encodes 576 amino acids. The record is from RefSeq and is a predicted model, not a curated record. The transcript has 20 exons. Gene Ontology annotation, cellular component: Golgi apparatus; Golgi cisterna membrane. Gene Ontology annotation, biological process: retrograde transport, endosome to Golgi.